AUGGAGAAAAGAGGUGAAUGCGAUGGGAAAUUAGAGCAGCUUGGAAGAUCUGCGGUGGUCUACGGUGCUCAUGAUCUCAAGCGACCAUUUGCCUUUGACUCCUUCACGUCCGAAAAGGUACCUACAGAAAGGCUUCCUCAUGAGAUGAACAGCCAUUGCGACAAAAGGGCAAAGCGUGAAUGGUAUCGAAACCGAGCGCUUUCGUGUGAAAGUAGCUCAAGUAACGACACUGCGGAAGUGCGCGUAGCUCUAGACUUUGCUGAUACAGAUCCUUUGAGAAGCCGAAACAAUGCUUCGCCCACAAAUCCCACCCAAAGUACUACAUACCCGGUGCUGUCAUCUUCCUUGGAUCAGAGCAAGGGCAAUAACCCUCGCUGGAUUCUGCGGCGUCAGACCACAUCCAUCGGGGAUGCCUCGGUUAGUUCGAUACAAACGGAAGCGUCCGAUGUAAAACCCAGCUCCGUCGUUUCCAAAAACCAUACUCAUCCGCAUAGUGUAGCUAUGUCACCGCCGUGUUCUGGUGUCGUCGUUGUUGUACAAGAGGGAUCCGCAGUGGAAGUUACCCAAUCAAUGGAAAAUUUGACGCGUCACUUGGAGGAUUGGUCCAUUGCAAACGUGCGAGCUUUACGAGGUAGGAAUGUUGGUCCCUCGGAAAUGGACGCUACUGCUUUACACCCCACCAACCAUAGACAGCAUCGGCGCCAAGUCAAGCAAGCGAAGAGCUAUAUUAUGCGCUCUUUGCGGAGGUCAAGUAGUAAUACACACUCGAUGCAAACUUUGGAGUUCCCGCGUACAAGCGGUGUCAAUUCAUCAAUGAAAUACGACGAAGGAUGA
Phaeodactylum tricornutum CCAP 1055/1 is the source of this 834-nucleotide messenger RNA. RefSeq lists its product with no specific name. Bases 1 to 834 code for a protein of 277 amino acids. The transcript has a single exon. The record is from RefSeq and is a predicted model, not a curated record. Lineage: Eukaryota; Bacillariophyta; Bacillariophyceae; Surirellales; Neidiaceae.